Messenger RNA from Adineta ricciae, 1089 nucleotides. The record is from the annotation of a GenBank genome assembly. Lineage: Eukaryota; Metazoa; Rotifera; Eurotatoria; Adinetida; Adinetidae.
AUGUUUCCUAAACAACGACCUGUGCCAGCAGAAGUAGCCAGCUGGAUGGACAAGGAUCUAGCCAUAGGAGAACUAACAGCAGCGACACGAUUCGUAACGAAUGAUUCAAGACAGAAUCUCAUCGUUAGUCGACGAUUUUUCUCUGAUUUAUUAACGCUAUCAUUUGAACGUCAUCGCAAGAUCUUAACAUGUAACUUUGAUAAGAAAAACUUUCUUCGGAAUCAACGUGCCAAGUCGGAAACAUCAAUGCCUGGUCUUCGUCCAUAUGUUGAUCAAUUAAUAUCUGAAACAGAUGGUGUUGUACUAGGUGGAAGUCAAACGCAGAGAAAUGAGGGAAACUCAUUCGUAAGUCCAUCAACUCAAUCACUUUUCUGUCGCCCUGAAACCAAAUCAGAUUUAACAUUCAAUCGAAGACCGGAUUCUUCAAUUCCACGAGUUAAAACAGCCCAAACAGUCAAGUCUCAACCGGAAAUGCCAACGAGUUCGACACCAAUCAAACCUCCAGCUCAACGGCCUUUAACUGGAAUUCAAACCACACGUGAACAAUUCGGUGUUUCUGCCUCAUCGAAAAAGUCUCCAAUUGAUUUAACACCUAUUAUAGCUUCGAAAAAACCCAAACAUCAACGACCCAUAACCCGACAGCAGAUCUCUCGUGACCGACUCAAUUAUUUAGCUCAACCGAAAAACUAUCGCUUCAAAUCAGCAGGUCUAACUCGCACACAACCGAUUGAAAUCGAACAGCAAACAAUAUCCGAUGAGAACUAUCGAGAUUUUGAUCGAAUCUCUCAACCAACACAAUCACGCAUGCAAAGUGCUCUACCAGACAAGACGAGAAACAUCGUCCAAGAUGGACGAUUUCAACAAUUAUUGGAUGUGUUUUCUGAAGUUCACGAGAGCAAAAUUUCCUCAACCCAAACAGUUACAAGCAUCAUUCAAAGCAAUCCAUCAUUACAAGAUGAUAAAGGACGUUGGCGAUCAGCACGUCAAUCGAUUGUGAACUCGAAACCAACAUUUCGUAAUCGUCGUCAAACACUUGCUGAUAAACUCAAUAACAAAUUCGAUGUCUUUUUAAUUGAUGUUGGCGCAUAA